UAUUCCUAGUUUUUAAACACUUCCACAUCUAGUUACCUUUUUAUUGAAAAUGUUGGUACAGCUUAUUUGUCCUAGAAGUAUAAAACUAAAAUUUUAGGAAGUGGCUCUUCCAUUUUCAUCGUUGCAGUCAAGAUGUCGCAUAGAAAAUUCAGCGCACCCCGCCAUGGAUCUAUGGGAUUCUAUCCCAAAAAAAGAUCUCAACGGCAUCGUGGUAAAGUUAAGGCUUUCCCCAAAGAUGAUCCGAGCAAACCUGUACAUUUAACGGCUUUUGUUGGUUACAAAGCUGGUAUGACUCACGUAGUCAGGGAAGCUGAUCGUCCUGGAUCAAAGGUAAAUAAGAAAGAAAUUGUGGAAGCAGUUACCAUUUUAGAAGCACCACCUAUGAUUGUAGUUGGUGUAGUUGGGUAUAUUGAAACUCCACAUGGAUUACGUGCCCUGACUACAGUAUGGGCGGAACAUUUAUCAGAAGAUUGUCGUAGAAGAUUUUAUAAAAACUGGUAUAAGAGCAAAAAGAAGGCAUUUACAAAGGCUUCCAAGAAAUGGCAAGAUGAUCUUGGCCGUAAAUCUAUUGAAAGUGACUUUGCAAAGAUUAUUAAGUACUGCAAAGUUGUGCGAAUUAUUGCUCACACACAGAUGAAAUUGUUGAGGCAACGUCAAAAGAAAGCUCAUAUAAUGGAAAUUCAGCUAAAUGGUGGAACUAUUGUAGACAAAGUUCAAUGGGCUCGUGAACAUUUGGAAAACCCGGUCCCUGUCAAUAAUGUCUUUGCUCCAGACGAAAUGAUAGAUGUGAUUGGCGUCACGAAAGGAAAAGGAUACAAAGGUGUUACAUCGCGUUGGCAUACAAAAAAGUUGCCACGUAAGACUCACAAAGGUCUAAGAAAAGUUGCUUGUAUUGGAGCAUGGCAUCCAAGCCGUGUCUCUUUCACUGUUGCCCGUGCUGGUCAAAAGGGUUACCAUCAUCGUACAGAAAUGAACAAAAAAAUCUACAGAAUUGGACAAGGAAUUCACACUAAGGAUGGCAAGAUCGUGAAGAACAACGCAUCUACAGAAUACGAUCUUACUGAAAAAACUAUCACUCCUAUGGGAGGUUUCCCUCACUAUGGUGAAGUGAAUAAUGACUUCAUUAUGAUCAAAGGUUGUUGUAUGGGACCAAAAAAGCGUGUAAUAACAUUGCGCAAGUCUUUACUGGUACACACCAAACGUUCAGCGUUGGAAAAGAUCAAUCUCAAAUUCAUCGAUACUAGCUCCAAAUUUGGACAUGGUCGUUUCCAGACCGCUGCUGAUAAGGCUUCGUUUAUGGGUCAACUUAAAAAAGACCGCAUUCGCGAGGAACAGGCACAAGCUACUACCUCGGCACCAUCAGCUACAAAUGCUUAAUGGAACACGUUGCAUACUCAAAUCUGUACGCAGUGGAAAAAUAAAAAAUUGUAUGAGAAACUUCA
This is a messenger RNA of Bombus impatiens (common eastern bumble bee), 1442 nucleotides long. It is a transcript of the gene RpL3, whose product is annotated as 60S ribosomal protein L3. The transcript is spliced from 8 exons. Gene Ontology annotation, cellular component: cytosolic large ribosomal subunit; ribosome. Gene Ontology annotation, biological process: ribosomal large subunit assembly; translation. Bases 133 to 1377 code for a protein of 414 amino acids. Gene Ontology annotation, molecular function: RNA binding; structural constituent of ribosome. Lineage: Eukaryota; Metazoa; Arthropoda; Insecta; Hymenoptera; Apidae. The record is from RefSeq and is a predicted model, not a curated record.